Molecule: messenger RNA, 2719 nt
Organism: Oncorhynchus gorbuscha (pink salmon)
Lineage: Eukaryota; Metazoa; Chordata; Actinopteri; Salmoniformes; Salmonidae
Product: CDK5 and ABL1 enzyme substrate 1-like
Exons: 12
Coding region: 48-2561 (837 amino acids)
Biological process (GO): regulation of cell cycle
Source: RefSeq, a predicted model, not a curated record
UCGUCCUGGCGCGGUGGAACGUCCUGACAGUUGACUUCUACCGGAGAAUGGCGGCUCCCGCCUGCACUACGUUCACUAACACUACCAACCCGCAUAAACAACACCGGAGGAAAAGUAGAGAUUCUCGGAGGAGACAGGCAGCUCUUUUAUUCCUUAGUAACAUUUCUCUAGACGGACAGCCGGUUCAACCGUUAGACCAUGGAAACCGAGACCCCCAUCAUCGACACGGCGAGUUCCCGGGAGAUGAUAUCGGAACGACAGUGGCCGGGAUGUCAACGGCAUCUAGUAGUGGCUAUGGGAACUUCGGUAACCUACCGACGUCUGUGAGCUGUGGGGCAGUUGGGAACGUUAGCCCCGUACCGAGACUCGGGGUGAUCACUGUCCCGCCCAUCCUCGUUCUGCCUUCGGACUCGUUCAAUGAUGGGACCACGGAGUUAUUUCUGGAGAGGCGAGGAGGGUCGUUUUCAUCGCAGGGAAACCUCCUCUCUCCGUCGGGUCUCCAUCCUACUCCCCUCCGACCGCGGAAAUCGUCCACAGUGCUUUCGGUCCAGAGUUCUUGUUCGGCGAUUUCUGAAUCUGGACGGUGUCGGACUCGUAACCUGUCGGGCUCUCCCAGACCUCGCCCUGCGAAGAAGGUCCACUUCAUCAAGAACAUGAGACAGUACGACACGCGGGGCAGCAGGAUCGUGUUGAUCUGUGCCAAGCGUUCUCUGUUUGCGGUGUUCUCGGUGUUGCCGUAUGGAGACAGCGUUCACAUCAGUGACCCCAAAUUGGACAGACGUAGACAUUCAUCCGGGAACAUCUCUACCACUCUGGAGAUGCUGCCAGGCCUGGAGGGGUUUGAACUGGAACCCUACGGCAAGACGGUAUCGUACGCCCAGUUCCUCCACCCGACCAAUGCUCUGGUCCGCCAGAAGACUGCCUCGGUGGACAUCACCCUGCAGGUGCCCCUCACCCUGCAGGUGCCCCUCACCCAAGUGACCCGGAACAGCAUCCCCGAAACUAGACUAGAAUGGAUGUUGGUGACCGGGGACAGAUACCAGCCACGGUUAUUCUGUGUUGCCAAGGUGACCGGGGACAGAUCCCAGCCACAGUUAUUCUGUGUUGCCAAGGUGACCGGGGACAGAUCCCAGCCACAGUUAUUCUGUGUUGCCAAGGUGACCGGGGACAGAUCCCAGCCACAGUUAUUCUGUGUUGCCAAGGUGACCGGGGACAGAUCCCAGCCACAGUUAUUCUGUGUUGCCAAGGUGACCGGGGACAGAUCCCAGCCACAGUUAUUCUGUGUUGCCAAGGUGACCGGGGACAGAUCCCAGCCACAGUUAUUCUGUGUUGCCAAGGUAACCGGGGACAGAUCCCAGCCACAGUUAUUCUGUGUUGCCAAGGUGACCGGGGACAGAUCCCAGCCACAGUUAUUCUGUGUUGCCAAGGUGACCGGGGACAGAUCCCAGCCACAGUUAUUCUGUGUUGCCAAGGUGACCGGGGACAGAUACCAGCCACAGAUAUUCUGUGUUGCCAAGGUGACCGGGGACAGAUACCAGCCACGGUUAUUCUGUGUUGCCAAGGUGACCGGGGACAGAUCCCAGCCACAGUUAUUCUGUGUUGCCAAGGUGACCGGGGACAGAUCCCAGCCACAGUUAUUCUGUGUUGCCAAGGUGACCGGGGACAGAUCCCAGCCACAGUUAUUCUGUGUUGCCAAGGUGACCGGGGACAGAUCCCAGCCACAGUUAUUCUGUGUUGCCAAGGUGACCGGGGACAGAUCCCAGCCACAGUUAUUCUGUGUUGCCAAGGUGACCGGGGACAGAUCCCAGCCACAGUUAUUCUGUGUUGCCAAGGUGACCGGGGACAGAUCCCAGCCACAGUUAUUCUGUGUUGCCAAGGUGACCGGGGACAGAUCCCAGCCACAGUUAUUCUGUGUUGCCAAGGUGACCGGGGACAGAUACCAGCCACAGAUAUUCUGUGUUGCCAAGGUGACCGGGGACAGAUACCAGAGACAGUUAUGGCUGUCUCUCUGUGUAGAUGACUUUGGAGACUAUGACCCCAACCUUCUGAGUGACCCCCAGUGGCCCUGUGGGAAACACAAGAGAGUGCUGAUCUUCGCCUCAUACAUGACGACAGUGAUAGAGUACGUGAAGCCGUCUGAUCUAAAGAAGGACAUGAACGAGACUUUUAAAGAGAAGUUUCCUCAAGUCAAGCUGACACUCAGCAAGAUCAGGAGUCUGAAAAGGGAGAUACGUACGGUGGGUGAUGACUGCGGACUGCAGCCGGUCACCGUGGCGAUGGCGUUUGUUUACUUUGAGAAGCUGGUCCUCCAGGGACGACUCAACAAACGCAACAGGAAGUUGGUGUCUGCCGCCUGCGUGCUCCUCGCUGCUAAGAUCAGCAGCGACCUCAAGAAGCAGGACGUCACGCAGCUCAUAGAUAAACUGGAGGAGCGUUUCCGUAUCAGUCGGCGAGAGUUGAUCCCGUUUGAGUUCACUAUCCUUGUUGCCCUGGAGAUGGCUCUGUACCUGCCUGAGAGCGCCAUCAUGCCACACUACCGACGCCUGGUGCAGCAGAACUAGGACCACGCCCACUGGGACAGGAGCCCCACCUACUAGGACUAAAGAUUGGACAUCAAUCAAUCAAAUUUAUUUAUAAAGCCCUUCUUACAUCAGCCGAUGUCACAAAGUGCUGUACAGAAACCCAGUCUAAAACCCCAAACAGCAAGCAAUGCAGAUGU